Messenger RNA from Durusdinium trenchii, 1279 nucleotides. NCBI's taxonomy places the organism in Eukaryota, Dinophyceae, Suessiales, Symbiodiniaceae. The record is from the annotation of a GenBank genome assembly.
UGGCUGAAGUUUUGGAUCAAACCCCACAUGGCCGUGAUGGCUACCGCGGCUGGCCCGAUGAGGGCUUGGCGAGCCCGCGGGCCAAGGCUAAUGCUGCUGCUGCUGUCAGUGGCCCUGACACUUCAGUGGCGACCACAGCUCGCCAGCACCGGUGGUGAAGAAGGCGGGCAGCCCAUGGUGCCGGUCGCCAAGAGUGUCAUGGCCAAGGUGAGGGCCUUGCAAGCCCAGGCCAAGGACGGCGGAAGUGUGCCAAACCUGGCGGAGAAGGCUCAGCAGCUGGUUGCUGAGGCCAAGAGCUGCUCUCCAGUGCUGGCACAGGCGGUCUCCGCGGCCUUGGAGCCGCUCUUCCUGCGGCAGCUAAGGGACCUGAGAAGUCACGCUGCUAGCGAGACACAUAGCGAUCUUGAAGCAGCGGAGAAGACGCAGAGCGAAUUCUUGGAGGCAGCGCAACAGCUGAAGGGAUCGCAAGAGUGGCACAUGGAGCCGGAGGCUCAACGGCUCCGUGCACAGCUGGAUCAGCAGGUGGACACCGCUGCGGCUUUGGCUGAGGAGCGUGCGCGUGCGGCGCUGGUGCAGCGGUCCACCAUCGAGGUCAUUGGGCGGCUGCAGGAGCAGAUGGAAGAGCUUGCGGCCAAGGCGCAGGCCUAUCGCGAUGGCAGCAGCCCAUUUGUGUUGUCGACCUCCUACCGAAUCCCCAAGACGCCCUUGCAGUUUGUGAGUCGCUAUGAGCAGGGCAGGGCCAACAUCAUGCUCACACUCACGCCCGACAAGGACCCCACCAAGUCCGACGGCGGCUUCGCCUCCGCGGUGGGCCCGGCGAACAUCGGGAUCUCCUUCGAUGUGAUGUGACGCGAUCCGGUGAAAAGCACGAGGUCUCCAUGUCUGGUCUAAGUCUAAGUCUAAGCAAUAUAUGAUACAAUAUAUGUCCAUAUGAUGCUUGGAAAACAAACAAUAAGCAGUCGGUGCUCACGACAUAUGAUGAUGUUCUUCUUUGUUGCUGAUUUUGGAGUGAUGAUACUUCGAUUUCAAGAUGCUUCUGCUUGAAGUAUAGGGUCGUAUCUGGAAGAUGGCGGUGGGUCAAGAACUGAAUGCCUCACACUGAGCUGUUCAUUUUGCGCCAAGAAGGUGAGGUUUGCAACUCACAAGCAGAGCCCUAGGGCUGUUGGGCUGCAUCCCACUUCUUCAUCUUCAUGUGAGCGGAUUCAGUGUGCUCGUAGCGGUUGUUGAUCUGCGAGACCGUUUCACCGAGCAUGUCCGCGAUGGGAUGGGAUGCAGAAAA